Molecule: messenger RNA, 357 nt
Organism: Linum tenue
Lineage: Eukaryota; Viridiplantae; Streptophyta; Magnoliopsida; Malpighiales; Linaceae
Source: the annotation of a GenBank genome assembly
AUGCCACACUCCUCGAUUCUAGCAGCAGAACUUCAAGCCAUUAGAGAUGGCCUAUCACUUGUAUGGACAUUGGGAUAUAGAGAUGUUCGACUCGAGACAGAUUCACAAUUGGCAGUUUCUCUAAUUCACUCUAGAGACCCGACCUUUCAUCACCUUGGAAGCCUAAUUAGUGAUUGCCGUUCACUCAUACAACAUAGAUGGAAUUGCACUAUUCACCAUAUCUUCCGCGAAGCCAAUGGAGUCGCCGAUAUGAUGGCUCGUCAAGGUCAUACACAUCCUCCAGGAGAACGUCUUUGGACAAUACCACCUCUGUCGGUGUGUCGUUUGGUCCAAAUGGAAUGUGGUUUUACUAGUUAG